GGGAAAGAGAGAGACCCGUUGCCUGGCCGGGAGUGUUAGCGCCGACCACGCAUGCCUGGACAUAUAAGUACACUAACGACCAAGUCGAACCCAACGGCGGUUGGUGGUUACCAAGAAGUCGGCAUCGUCUUCGAGUCCCAACACUUCGUCCAGCAUCCGAGGUCCAGGAUUCACCGGACCGGACUCCAGCGUCGUCGAGCGAAUGCCUGGGACCUGAUGACGACUUUUCCCCGGUCACCUGCGUUCACUCCGGCUCUGUGUAUAAAUAUCAUCACGAUCGGGUUCCUCUCCCCGUGCGCCAUCAACAGCCUCGUCGAGGAAUCCGCGCGGCCUGGAAGGCGAGAAAAGGAUCACCGCGAGUGCUAUUGAAAAACAUGGAAGGAAGAACGGAAAGACGUAUCCACUUUACCGAGGCUAAAGACCCGGCUUUGGUGGAACGAGCUGGUAUCCUUCCUGCGGAGUUCGCC
Messenger RNA from Orussus abietinus, 467 nucleotides. RefSeq lists its product as uncharacterized. Lineage: Eukaryota; Metazoa; Arthropoda; Insecta; Hymenoptera; Orussidae. The transcript has 3 exons. The record is from RefSeq and is a predicted model, not a curated record. The coding region runs from base 52 to 369 and encodes 105 amino acids.